This is a messenger RNA of Neltuma alba, 1242 nucleotides long. RefSeq names its product ribonuclease H2 subunit B-like. Gene Ontology annotation, cellular component: nucleoplasm; ribonuclease H2 complex. NCBI's taxonomy places the organism in Eukaryota, Viridiplantae, Streptophyta, Magnoliopsida, Fabales, Fabaceae. The transcript is spliced from 11 exons. The record is from RefSeq and is a predicted model, not a curated record. The coding region runs from base 178 to 1002 and encodes 274 amino acids. Gene Ontology annotation, biological process: RNA catabolic process.
CCAGUUUCCCUCCUUAUCGCUGCCGCUGCUCGCUGGACGCCACCACGAUUUUCUUCCAGUUUCCAUAGGAGGAAAUGGGAGCUUCAGAGCACUAAACUAUACCUUAACCAACUUGUGGCAGCUGCUAGGGCUGAGCGAAGCUUUCUUGCACCAUUGCUUGCUAAACCCGGUAGUUCAAUGGGUUGGUGGGAAGGCGUCGGGGAACCUCGGGUUCUCAUUGCCCCUGAUCCUGGUACAAGUGGAAAUGGUUUAGGACGCUUGCUUUUGCUUCGUCAUCCCAAAUCAGGAAAUGCUACCCGCUACCUCUUUGUAAAUGGGACGCUUCAAGAGCUUCAAUGGUUUAAAAAAUCAUAUGGAUCGUGGUUCUUGGGAGAUUAUCUAUGUGAAGAUGGCAGGUUGUAUCUGUCCACUCCAGUGGAUCCUAUUUUCAUCAUGUUGCCCAUUUUUGAGGAAGCUAGAAUGAAGAAAGGGGAAGAUCCUGGUAAAUUCAGACAACUGGAUGAGAUCUUGUUUGUUGAUGGGUAUCCUGAAUAUCAACAUUUAUUGUCCACAGUGGAGAACUGUAUGCAAGUAGUUUGUGAAGUUAAAGAAGUUGGGUCAACGAAAUUUUUUAGGCUUGAUGAUUCAAAGGUUCAACGUUGGCUGCAUAUUAAGGUUUGUCAGCUGAAGCAGACACUACCCCAGCUGGGCAAAAACUAUGCUGUACAAGAAGAGAAAGACACAUUGGUGGACGCAGUCUCAAUGUUAGGAGAGUACUUGAGGAAUGAACCGUGGUUGCAGUAUUUGUGUAAUCAUCUUAAGUUAGACAUACUUGAGGUUACUGGGAAAGCACAAGUGAGCGAAGCUCCUAGUAAUGACCCUGGUUUUGUUAAUGAAUUACAGGAAAAGAAUGAGGAUAAAAAGCCUGCAAAAAGGGGAAGACAAGCGAAGAAGCCAAAAAUGGAGACAGAAUCACACAACAUUAAAGACAUGUUCACCAGGGCUUCCCGUAAGAAAAAAUAAGGCACUGUCAUUUGGUGAAAUAUGAGUUAAUUGUCAUUAAAUGGAUGGUGUUCUCCAGACACCGGGGUUAUGGGAUAAGCGUUGAGUCAGAUCUUACUUUGUACCGUCCAAUUUAUUUUGAGGAUAUGAUUAAAUAUUUUGCCCAUGUCGCUUUCAAUAUCACAUAGAUGACCUUUCCUCUGCCUUUAUAGACCACAUCUAAAUAUGAUGGGGGGUCGUUUACUUUAUCCCUUCACGUGA